Spea bombifrons (plains spadefoot toad) is the source of this 2799-nucleotide messenger RNA. It is a transcript of the gene ERCC4, whose product is annotated as ERCC excision repair 4, endonuclease catalytic subunit. Gene Ontology annotation, molecular function: damaged DNA binding; single-stranded DNA binding; single-stranded DNA endonuclease activity. Gene Ontology annotation, cellular component: nucleotide-excision repair factor 1 complex. Gene Ontology annotation, biological process: nucleotide-excision repair involved in interstrand cross-link repair; double-strand break repair via homologous recombination; resolution of meiotic recombination intermediates. The record is from RefSeq and is a predicted model, not a curated record. The transcript has 11 exons. NCBI's taxonomy places the organism in Eukaryota, Metazoa, Chordata, Amphibia, Anura, Pelobatidae. The coding region runs from base 20 to 2719 and encodes 899 amino acids.
CGGGUUAUAGGUUUUACAGAUGGCUCCUCUCCUGGAGCAUGAAAACCAGAUAUUUUUGGAUUUGUUUCACGAGGAUGGGCUGGUGAUCACUGCCCGAGGUCUGGGCAUCGAUAGGAUUCUGCAGAACUUCCUCAAGCUGUACUGUGACCCGGGAAACCUGGUGCUGGUACUGAACACGAACACAGCAGAGGAGGAAUAUCUAACAGAACAGCUCCGUGCAGAAGGAGUUACCCAUCUGCCGCGGAUUAUCACCAAUGAGAUUGUUAGCAGUGAACGCUAUGGUGUCUAUACACAAGGUGGUGUGUUGUUUGUUACCAGUCGCAUUCUUGUGGUGGAUUUUCUUACUGACAGAAUACCCGCUAACUUAAUAACUGGUAUCCUUGUGUAUAAAGCCCACAAAAUCAUAGAAUCCUGUCAAGAAGCAUUUAUCCUGCGCUUAUACAGACAGAAGAACAAGCAAGGUUUCAUCAAAGCCUUCACGGACAACCCAACUGCUUUCCACACAGGCUUCUCCAAAGUGGAGAGAGUAAUGAGAAACCUUUUUGUAAGAAAGCUUUAUCUGUGGCCAAGGUUCCAUGUAUCUGUGAACUCUUUCUUAGAGAAGCAUAAGCCGGAAGUUGUGGAAUUGCAUGUCUCCAUGACCCCUGCGAUGAUUGCCAUCCAAGCAUCCAUACUGGAUAUAAUGAAUGCUUGUCUGAAAGAACUCAAGCGUUACAACCCAGCUCUAGAGGUGGAGGAUCUGUCUUUGGAAAACGCUAUUGGAAAAGCGUUUGACAAGACUAUCCGACAUUACCUGGAUCCUCUUUGGCACCAGCUGGGAGCCAAGACGAAGUCCUUGGUGCAGGACUUGAAAAUCCUUCGAACUCUUUUACAGUAUCUUUCCCAAUACGACUGUGUAACUUUUUUGAACCUGCUAGAGUCAAUGAGGGCAAGCGAGAAGGCAUUUGGACAGAAUUCAGGCUGGCUGUUUCUUGACUCAAGUACAUCAAUGUUUGUCCAUGCUCGAGGCAGAGUUUACCGUAUUCCAGAUUCUAAAGAAACCAAGAAGACAAAAAUGUCUGAUUCCACUGGUAACCAAGAUGGGAAAAAAGAAUUGGUGCUAGAAAGCAAUCCUAAGUGGGAAGCGUUGAGUGAAGUUCUGAAGGAGAUUGAAACCGAGAACAAGAACUGUGAUGAUCUUGGAGGUCCAGGCCGCGUGCUGAUUUGUGCCAGUGAUGACAGAACUUGUGCACAGCUGAGGGAAUACAUAGCGGUUGGAGCAGAGGCCCUGUUGAUGAGGCUUUACAACAAAACCUUUGGGAAAGAUGAAAAGGCUGCUGAAGCGUGGAUGAAGACCAGAAAAGCGACCAAAUCCAAAGAAGACACCAAGAGUGGGAAAACUCAUCGGCCCACGAGGAUGAAAGGAGGCACUGCUAAACAGAAGAAAAGUAACAAAAAAAAUGAACUCACGUUAACCCAAAUGAUAGGAAAGGGAGAAAGUGAAGAUUUAGGAAAAGAGGAUGAACAAGACAAAUCUAAAGAAGAAAGUGUUAGUUAUGAAAGCAGCAUUGAGGAACCCAAAUAUGAAGACCUCCAGCUAAAUUUGCCUUCUGAUUCUUAUUAUGGCAUCUUGAAAGAACCCCUUACUGUUAUACACCCAUUGCAAGGUUGUAGUGACCCCUAUGGGCUAACAAGGGUACUGCACGAGGUGGAACCCAGAUAUGUAGUUCUGUAUGACGCAGAACUCAGCUUUGUUCGCCAGUUAGAAAUUUACAGAGCAAGUAAACAGAAACCGUUAAGAGUGUAUUUUCUUAUAUAUGGAGGGUCCACUGAGGAGCAGCGAUAUCUCACUGCCCUGAGAAAGGAAAAGGAAGCAUUUGAGCAACUCAUUAGAGAGAAGGCCAGCAUGGUCAUUCCCGAAGAAAGAGAAGGACGAGAUGAUACAAAUCUAGAUCUUCAGAGAGAUGUAACCCCUGUUUCAGCUGCAACUGAUACAAGGAAAGCAGGUGGCCAGAAAUCAAAUAAUGUCCAGCACAAUAUCAUUGUCGACAUGCGUGAGUUUCGGAGUGAGCUCCCAUCUCUUGUUCAUCGGCGCGGCAUUGACAUAGAACCGGUUACUUUAGAAGUGGGAGAUUACAUCCUGACCCCAGAUAUGUGUGUCGAGCGAAAGAGUGUAAGCGACUUAAUUGGCUCGCUGAACAACGGACGUCUCUACACCCAGUGCGUAUCAAUGUGUCGUUAUUACAAGAGGCCCAUUCUACUAAUUGAAUUUGACCCCAACAAGCCAUUUUCUCUGACAUCAAGGAAUUCAAUUCACCAAGAAAUUUCAGUGAAUGACAUCACAUCAAAACUUGCCCUCCUCACUCUUCACUUUCCAAGGCUGCGUAUCCUUUGGUGCGCUUCCCCACACGCAACGGCUGAACUGUUUGAGGAGCUUAAGCAAAACCGUCCCCAGCCUGAUGCUGCAACAGCAAUGGCGAUUACUGCUGAUUCUGACACGAUCCCAGAAUCUGAGAAGUAUAAUCCAGGCCCUCAAGACUUUCUUCUAAAAAUGCCAGGAGUCAAUGCCAAAAAUUGCAGAGCCAUCAUGAAUCAUGUAAAGAGCAUUGCAGAGCUGACAACUUUAUCUCAAGAGAAACUGUCUGAAAUUCUCGGAAAUUCUAAUAAUGCAAAGCAACUUUAUGAUUUUAUUCACACAUCUUAUACGGAGGUUGUGUCUCAGGGGAAAGCAAAAAGGUGAUAUAUUCUAAUGUAUUUAUUUAUCCCCAUAUGAAAUAUUUUAUAAAUUUUGUGCUUGUAAAAACACAUUGCAACAAUAAA